AUGCCCAAGCGGCGCGCGGAGCCGCUGAUGUGUCACGUGCCCGUGAAGCGGCUCCUGCGCGCGCCGCCCGUGCCGCGCGCGGCCGAGCGGCGGCCCCGGGUCGAGGCGGCGCGCGCCGGCCCCGCCGCCCCGAAGCGGCCGCUGGAGGAGGCGGAGGCGCCGCCGGGGAAGCGGCCCGGGCCCAGCGCCGCCAGGGCCCCGCCGGGGCAGGGGGGCAGCGAGGGGCGGCGGCGCGGCCAGCCCGCGGCGCCACAGGACGAGCGGGCGGCGGAAGGAUGCGCCGGUGGCCGGGGCGAAGAGCGGGCCUCCGCCGCCGCCGAGCAAGAAGAAGAAUUCUGUCCGUAUAACUCAUUCCUGUAUUGGAGAACACCGCUGCCCACUAUUGAUUUGUCUGAUAUUCAGAACCUAGUUGAGGAGACUCCAUCAAACGUUAGAAAUCCUUCGAAGACUGAUACCACAGACACUGAAAUGGAAACCUGAGCAGUUGUUUCAUAGCUGUACAUCUACUUACUGGAAACUUGUUUCCAGUGGGAUUCAGGUUUUGUUACUUGGCUGAAUAAUAAGCAUGCUUAUGUGGUAUUGAAGAAACUGUUGUGGCAGUCUGCAAAAGCAAAUCUGAGUUGCCUAAGUGAAAGGGAUAAUCGGCAUUAGGUACUCCUUAGUAAGCUCUCUGGAGAUGUGCAGUAUAUGGAGGAGGCUACGAUGCCUAACAAGAAUACUUGAAAACAGGGAAGAAGACUAAAAGAAGAAUACAGAAAGUUAGAACUUUGGGGUGCAUUUGAAAGAAACAAAUGGAUAUUUUACAUGUCAAAGGAAAUGGAAAAUCAUUUUAUCUGUCCUGAACAAAAAGACAUAACUGUGGUACCUGAAAGUGAAGUAUUUAACAUGUGAAUUUAUCAUAAAGCACGUGAACUGUAGUGAUUUUUUUUCUGUGUAAUAGCUAAACCAAAAAAUAAGACUCUGUCAAGACUAGACAAAACAUUCCCUUUUCUGUGCAAACCAAAAAUUUGUGUGGCAGAGAGGGGGAAGGAAAAGGGGAUAUUUUCUUCUGUAAGCUGCCAUUCUUCUGAAAGUUUUUCACAUUCUCAUUGUGGAAAAGUUUUUUCACUUUCUUUCUUUAACAUUAUGCAUAAUAGUUGGCACCCAUCUUUUAGGGUUCUGGUCCAUUCUUGGAUUACUGCUAUUCUUAGUCCUUGUGACAUUAGCUCUGAAACAGUUGGUAGCAUCUAAAUGGCAGGUUUGUGCAGGUGUGUCAAACAAAGUUAAUGCAAUAUUAAAUUACCGCAUACACUUUUUCAGACUUUACUGACUGAGGUGUAGUUUUUGCAGAGACUAUGAAUUUUUGCAGAAAAUUUUUACUGAAGUUCAUAGAAUUAGUGUUUUUUGCUGUGAAAUAUGAACUUAAUGCUUGUGAUUUGCAAUUUAUUUACGAACUGAAGUACAAUUAGAAAUACGUGUCUUUAAUAUAAUAGACCGAAGUUGUAUGGCAAGACUGUUACAUUUUGCAAAUCUGAUAUGUCUUUGAGGAUAGAAAACAUUGUAUUUUUUCUGGAAUCAUCAUUAAAGAAGGCAACUUUUGAAUUUUAUUUUUUUUUUAUAAUGUAUUUGCUAAAGGACAAUAAAGUUUUACCUGCAUGUGUUUGAAAACU
Molecule: messenger RNA, 1649 nt
Organism: Myiozetetes cayanensis
Lineage: Eukaryota; Metazoa; Chordata; Aves; Passeriformes; Tyrannidae
Gene: CUNH9orf40
Product: chromosome unknown C9orf40 homolog
Exons: 2
Coding region: 1-480 (159 amino acids)
Source: RefSeq, a predicted model, not a curated record